This is a messenger RNA of Zootoca vivipara (common lizard), 3906 nucleotides long. It is a transcript of the gene CD44, whose product is annotated as CD44 molecule (IN blood group). Lineage: Eukaryota; Metazoa; Chordata; Lepidosauria; Squamata; Lacertidae. Gene Ontology annotation, cellular component: basolateral plasma membrane; plasma membrane; macrophage migration inhibitory factor receptor complex. The record is from RefSeq and is a predicted model, not a curated record. Gene Ontology annotation, biological process: cell adhesion; positive regulation of ERK1 and ERK2 cascade; inflammatory response. Gene Ontology annotation, molecular function: hyaluronic acid binding; cytokine receptor activity.
UAAAACCUCCGUUAUUCUGGAUCUUUUAAAUAGACUUUUGGUCUUUGAGGGCAGCUUCUCCCCUCCUUGCUAAGCAUGAAGAAUUGCGGACAAUUCCCAGCACAACUGCUCCAGUAAGGCUUCCCUGUGACGAAUAAAAGACAUUUGGAGCCUCCACUAAUUGCUGCUGGUAACUGCUUACUCAUAAGUAGUAGCCUUCUCUCCUCCCCUUUUUGCCUAGUCACUUUUGUUUCAAGAUGGGUGUGACUUUUGAUUCCGCUCCCCACCCUCUUGUGUCACUCCUUCAGUUACUUUGAAUUGGAAUAAAAACUGCAGCAAACUUCCGACGCUGCCUCUCUGUGCAGACUUAACAAGACCUGGGACCUUCCCCCCCCCUCCUUUUGCUUCCCGCCCCUCCUUUGUGCAGGCAGGGAGAGAGGAGCUCCUUGACUUUUACACAUUAACUCGAAGAGAGGAAACAAUGGCCAAGGUCUGGUUGGGUGCAGCUGUUGGAUUUUACUUGUUGCAGCUUUCCUUAGCCCGGAUAGAUUUGAAUAUAAGUUGCAGAUAUGCAGGUGUUUUCCACGUUGAGAAAAACCGUCGUUACAGCCUUUCAAGAGAAGAGGCCGUUGAGCUUUGUAAAGCUCUCAACAGCACCCUUCCAACAUGGGACCAGAUGCAGAAAGCUUACGACCAAGGAUUUGAAACCUGCAGAUACGGUUAUAUAGAAGAAAAAAUUGUAGUUCCUCGACACACCCCUUAUACGCUCUGCGCAGCAAAUCACACUGGGAUAUACGUACUUUCGUCAAAUAUAUCCGACAAAUAUGAUACAUAUUGCUUCAAUUCAUCAGAAUCAAGGGACAUAGUUUGUGACCCCGUGGUAAAGUUAUACUCUAUUUGGCCUGAUGAAGAUAGCAAAAUAGAAAUAUACAAUGCUGAUGGAUCACACUAUAUUGAGGGAGAGAGAUUCACAAAACAGCCUCCCAUUUCUGAAGAUGACAAUAUCGGCGGCAGUGGUUCUGCAAAUGACAGAUCAACGACAGAUCCCAAUGUUAUCAGUCCGGGUAUCUCGUCACGUUAUCCUCAUCAUGCAGAUGGUGGUACUUUUCCCUCAAAAGAGCCUUUUGCGGAGAAGGAUGAAGAUGCAACUGAUGUUCCAAAUACAUAUGACGGCCACCAAGAAGGAGGACAUUCUAAAGACCAGCACCCCCAAAGUCCUAAUUUAGACUCACAUGAGAAGCAAGAAGAUCCAACAGAAGAAUACAAAACACCUGGACUUGAAGGGAAUAAGUAUGGCAGAAAAACUCAGCUUUCUCCUAGUAUCACUGGUGAAGAGUCAAAUAAUGGGAAGCGCCCUGAAAACUCUACUCAAGUUCGACAGGUUCCUGAAGAAUUCCCUUUGUGGUGGCAGUCGGAGGAACACAAAGAAGUCCGCAACACAACUUCCAGGAAGGCUGUCAGCCCUCAUCACAACUCACAUGAGGAAAUGUCCACCACUAUUGAUUUUAAGGAGGUGCACCAUCCCAUUGAAGGAACUUGGGAUAAGAGUUCUGAAGAACAUCAUGAUGUUGAUGAUGAUGAUGGUGGCGAUGAUGAUGAUGGUGAUGGUGAUGAUGAUGAUGAUCACAAUGGAGAAGGGUCUGGGCACUUAAAUCCUGAAACAGUUCUUGAAUGGAACAGCAGUGGUGAUAACGAACCUCGGCCAUCAAAAACCACUGUGGUCUCCACCAAAGAUGUCAAGCAUGAUGACGCCGCUCAUGAUUCAUUUCUGCAUGGUGUACACUCUGAAAAAGACAGUGAAGUCAAAUAUUCAACAAAUGGCACAAGGGAGGAUGUGCUACCUCUAGGUGAUGAUGAACAUUAUUCAACAGCUACUGCUGGGUCCUCCAGUGAUGAUUUCUUCAAGCAGGAAGACUCAACUCAGAAUCCACUAGAUGGUGCUCUCUCUGGAUUAGAAACUGAAGACACAUUACCCACAACCACGGCUUCAGACGUAUUGCAUCCAGCGCUUGUUCCAUCAAGUGAAAGAGAAAGAACUAUGGAGGAAGGAUCUUCCCACCACACAGUUCUAGCCUUCAAUGAAAGUGCUGGACAUGAAGAAUCACAUCAAGAUCAGUUAUCAACAGUGGGCAAACCUGGGCGGAGAAGUGGUUCUGCCACAAACAGAACGAUCAUUGGUGUCCUAGAAACACUUAUUCCUCAAAGUGAGAAGGAUCGUGACAAUGAACAUUCUCAGACAGCAGAUGAUGGGAUGAAAGUUGAAGAAUCCACUCAAGGCCCACCAUCUCAUGGCAUAUAUCCUGAAUGGUCCAAUGGAGAAAGAUACCCCACAAACUCAUCUAGCAAAGAGACACUGCCUGAAAUUAUUCAUCCAAGUGAAAAUGAGCAAAAAAAUGAAUCCAUUUAUACAGCAGUAGUCUCCAGUGAUAGCACUGACUAUGAAGAUGCCGGUCGGGAUACAAUGUUGCACAGUGAACAUUCUGGACAGGAUAAUGAAGAAAAACAUCUCACAAACACAUCUGGAAAUCAUUUGCUGCCUGGAAUUCUUCAUGCAGCUGAAAGUGAGCAUGAAAAUGAACGUUCAGAUACAGCUGUUGCCUCCAGUGAUAAUGGCAAGCAGGAAGACACCACACAAAAACCACAGUGGCAUGCAAUGCAUCCUGGGUGGGAAAGUGAAGAUGAAGAUACCACAAACACAACUAUGGAUAAUAUCCCACCUAUAAUUAUUCUUUCAAGUGAAGGAAAGCAUGAAAAGGAGACACAUCAUACAGCUGUGGUCUCCAAUGGUGGUAGUGACCAUGAAGAUUCUACUCAAGAAGCACAUCCUAGCCAGAACAAUGAACAUAGAAAUUCUUCAAGCAGGUCAACAGAUUAUUUUGUACCUGGAAUUAUUUCUUCAGUUGACUAUGUGCAUGAAAAUGAAACUCCACAUAUAGCUGUCAUACACAACGAUCAUGAAGACUCAACUCAACAACCAUUACCUCCCAUUCAUCAGCCAGGCUGGGAUGCUGAAGAAAUAUAUCCCACAAAUACUUCUAGAGAUGGUAUACCGAUGGGAGUUGAUUCAGAUAGUGAAAGCAAACAAACAGAUGUGGCCAAAGAAGAUUCAACCCCAGAACCAGUGAGGCAAUGGGGUCAUGAAGACAAAUACACGACGAAAUCAACAGCAGAUGUCUUAGUUCCUGGAAUUGUUCCUCGAAGAGGAAUAAGUCAAAAAAAUAAUACUGAUCAUACAGCAGUAGUCUCAAAGGAUGGAGCCGAAACUGAAGAAUCAACACAAGAUCCACAGUUACAUGGAUUGCGUCCUGAAUGGAGCACUGAAGAUGAGCCUGUUGUAAAUGGCACUCAAGAUUAUGUAUUACCUGGAGUUUUUCCUGAAAUUGACAGUGGUUCUGACAGACAUCCAUCAUCUCCUACUGCCAGUGUUAACCCAAAUGACCCGAAGAAGGGGUCCGGAAGAGGGACACACAUUGACCAGACAGGGGAAUCACCAAAAAGCCAGCCACGAAUGUCUGACAUACCAGAUUGGCUUAUUGUAGUUGCUUCUCUCUUGGCACUGGCAUUGAUACUUGGUGUUUGCAUUGCUGUGAACAGUCGAAGGAGAUGUGGGCAGAAGCAAAAACUUAUUAUCAACAAUGGCAAAGGAGGCAUGAAUGAGACAAACAAGGGUGGAUUGAAUGGAGAAGCCAGUAGAUCUCGGGAAAUGGUUCAUUUGGUGCAUGAUGAGAAGCCAGAAAACCAAACAGAUGAAUUCCAGGCAAUUGAUGAAACACAGAACCAACAAGAAGUGGCCUUGAAGAGUGGUGUAUAAGAGAGCUGCGCCAAUCCAAUUUCAUCAGAGGUGAAGAAACAAAAAAAACAGUGCACGGAACUGGGACUAGAACUCACAAAUGCAAUGAGCUACUGAUGUCUUUGAAGCAUAAUUAA